Messenger RNA from Nymphalis io (European peacock), 8364 nucleotides. It is a transcript of the gene Dscam1, whose product is annotated as cell adhesion molecule Dscam2. The coding region runs from base 198 to 6680 and encodes 2160 amino acids. Lineage: Eukaryota; Metazoa; Arthropoda; Insecta; Lepidoptera; Nymphalidae. Gene Ontology annotation, cellular component: axon; plasma membrane. Gene Ontology annotation, biological process: dendrite self-avoidance; homophilic cell-cell adhesion; axon guidance. The record is from RefSeq and is a predicted model, not a curated record. Gene Ontology annotation, molecular function: cell-cell adhesion mediator activity. The transcript is spliced from 45 exons.
UUGGGCGGGUCGGUAUUGCCGCUCGUCUUCUCGCGUGUGUUGUGGUGAAUUGUGUUGUGGGAGCUACGCUGAGCCACCGCUCGCCUUCCCCAGUAUCGGGCAAAGCCCGGCCGCAGCGCGGCUAGUGCAUUUAACAUUUGUUUUGUUCUGAGUGAGAAGUGAUCUCUAACCAGUGAAGUGUUAAGUGACUGUUUGCAAUGGCGAUAUUCACCGGAUUCACGGUCCUCGUCGCGCUGCUCGCUAUAGGAGCGGUGCGAUGCGAGGACGAGACUAUCGGCCCUAUAUUUAUGAAAGAACCCCCGAACCGAGUAGACUUUAGCAACACGACUGGAGCCGUUGUAGAAUGCGCCGCCCGUGGAUCCCCUACACCUGAUGUUAUUUGGGUACGAGCUGAUGGAACCGCUGUUGGUGACGUUCCUGGAUUGCGACAGGUUCUCCCGAAUGGAAAUUUGGUAUUCCCCCCCUUCCGAGCGGAAGAUUACCGACAGGAAGUACACGCUCAGGUUUAUGCUUGUCUUGCAACGAAUCCCGUUGGAAGUAUCCACUCAAGGGACGUCAACGUACGAGCUGUUGUCAAUCAGUUUUAUGAAGCAGAGAUUCUAACAGAAUAUGUUAUACGCGGAAACGCUGCUGUUUUGAAAUGUUCCAUUCCUUCCUUUGUCGCGGAUUUUGUAAAAGUAGAAGCUUGGAUUGACGAAGAAGGAACCGUGAUUACCGAUUCUGAAGACUUCGUUGUGUCUCAGUAUUACGUGACUGAAGCCGAAAAUGAGUACGUGAUUAGAGGAAACGCUGCUAUUGUUCGCUGCAAGAUCCCUUCCUUCGUUAGCGAUUUCGUUCACGUGGAUUCGUGGCUUAUGGACGAUGGCGAAAUACUUACAAUAAAUAAUACUAAUACAUCUGAGGAGGGAAAAUAUUUAGUACUACCAUCUGGUGAAUUGCAUAUUCGUGAUGUUGGACCUGAAGACGGAUACAAAUCAUACCAAUGUAGGACUAAACAUAGACUGACUGGAGAAACUAGAUUAUCUGCAACUAAAGGACGCCUCGUUAUCACUGAACCUAUGGGAAAAGUCUCUCCAAAAUUUCCGACUUUAGAAAAAAGUAGACUUUUUAACUAUGACACUGCUCAAAGCAUGUCGCUUCUUUGUCCCGCUCAAGCAUUUCCUGCCCCAAUGUUUAGAGCCUAUGGGCAAAGUGUCACCGAAGUUUCCAACUAUGGAAACAGGACGCAGUUUUACUUUUUCUUCAAAUACCUGUGUGACUCUACUUUGCCCGGCCCAAGCCUUUCCAACUCCACUAUUCAGAACCUGUGGGUCGCGUUUCGCCUAAAUUUACAACUACUGAUAAAAGUCGAGCAUUUGAUGCAAACGAACGAGAAAAUAUCACAAUUUUGUGCCCCGCCCAAGCUUUUCCUGCCCCGGCUUUCAGAACCUGUAGGCAGAGUUCCACCGAAGUUCCCAACAAUGGACAAUGUUAGAGGCUUUGGUACCCUUAUUAAUUCAAGCGUGACAUUGUUGUGUCCCGCUCAAGCAUUCCCAGUUCCUUUGUCAAGAUGGUAUAAAUUUAUCGAUGGCUCUGCGAGAAAACAGCCCGUAGUCCUUAACGAUAGAGUGAAGCAAGUAUCAGGCACCCUUAUCAUCAAAGAGGCUAAAGUUGAGGACUCUGGAAAGUAUCUGUGCGUUGUCAAUAAUUCUGUUGGAGGUGAAUCGGUUGAAACUGUCCUGACUGUGACUGCUCCUUUAAAAUCCACCGUUGAACCAGCUACCCAAACCGUUGACUUUGGUCGCCCAGCCGUCUUCACUUGCAGAUAUGAAGGGAACCCCGUCAAAACCAUUACUUGGCUUAAAGAUGGCAAGGACAUGAAUCAUCACGACUCCAUCCUCAGAAUUGAAUCGGUUAAGAAGGAAGACAAGGGAAUGUACCAAUGCUUUAUCAGAAACGAUCAAGAAAGUGCGGGUGCUAGCGCUGAAUUGAAACUCGGCGGACGAUUCGAACCACCUCAGAUCCGUCACAGCUUCGGCGAACAGACCCUCCGCUCCGGCCCCUCUCUGCGACUCAAGUGCGUGGCUUCCGGAAACCCCACCCCCGACAUCGCGUGGCACCUCGACGGAGACAAGCUCAACAGCGGCGAGAGACUGCAGAUCGGACAGUUCGUCACCGCAGACGGAAACGUAGAGUCGCACCUGAACAUCUCGUCCGUGCACACCAACGACGGAGGACUGUACUCCUGCAUCGCAUCCAGCAAGGUGGGCAGCGCGUCGCACGCGGCGCGGGUGAACGUGUACGGGCUGCCGUACGUGCGCGUCAUGAAGAAGCGUCCCGUGGUGGCCGGCGACACGCUGGUGGCGCACUGCCCCGUGGCCGGCUACCCCAUCGACUCCAUCGUCUGGGAGCGCGACGGACGUGUGCUACCCAUCAACCGCAAGCAGAAAGUGUUCCCCAACGGCACCCUCGUCAUUGAGAACGUCGAACGUACCAGCGACCAAGCGACCUACUCGUGCGUGGCCAAAAACUCUCAAGGAUACAACGCUAGAGGAACCCUCGAACUGCAAGUCAUGGUACCGCCACAAAUAUUGCCAUUUGAGUUCGGUGAUGAACCUGCGAAUGCCGGAGAUAUGGCUUCGAUAUCCUGUGCCGUGAGCAAGGGCGACCAACCUCUAAAUAUCACUUGGGUUUUUAAUGGAGAAGUUGUAUCUAAAAGAAAUGACCUGGGAAUCGUUCUUACGAACGUCAAUAGAAAGACUUCUAUUUUAAACAUUGAUUCUGUGAAUGGAAUACACAGGGGCACAUAUUAUUGUGUGGCGACAAACCAAGCUGGUUCCGUCAAUCACAGCGCUUUACUUGAAGUGAAUGUUCCCCCACGUUGGAUUUUGGAACCAACUGAUAAGGCAUUUGCGCAAGGCUCUGACGCUAAAGUUGAAUGUAAAGCCGACGGCUUCCCCAAGCCCCAAGUUACUUGGAAGAGGGCUGAAGGAGAUACGCCUGGCGAUUACAAAGACCUUAAGCCAAAUAACCCUAAUGUAAAGGUUGAGGAUGGAACAUUGACUAUUGCGAAUAUUCAGAAGACGAAUGAAGGAUAUUAUCUUUGCGAAGCCGUUAAUGGAAUUGGAUCUGGAUUAUCUGCUGUUAUUUUGAUUAGCGUUCAGGCUCCACCCCAAUUCGAAAUCAAGAUGAGAAACCAAACAGCCCGCCGAACAGAACCUGCUGUCUUGCAGUGCCAAGCUAAAGGUGAAAAGCCAAUUGGAAUUAUCUGGAACAUGAACAACAAACGUCUCGAACCCAAAUCCGAUCCCCGCUACACGAUCCGCGAAGAGAUUCUGCCUGGCGGUGUUGUCUCAGACCUGAGCAUCAGAAGAACUGAACGAUCCGACAGCGCCCUGUUCACCUGUGUUGCUACCAACGCCUUUGGCUCUGAUGAUACCAGCAUUAACAUGAUUAUUCAAGAGGUACCCGAAGCUCCCUAUGGCUUAAAAGUCUUGGAUAAAUCUGGAAGAACCGUUCAACUUUCUUGGGCUGCACCUUACGACGGAAACUCGCCAAUCAAGAAGUUCCUUAUUGAGUACAAACGGGCUAAGGGUAAUUGGGAAAAAGAUAUCGAUAGAGUUCUCGUACCUGGAGAUGCGACUGAAGCCGGAGUAUUCAGCUUACGACCAGCUACUGCUUAUCACAUCAGAAUUGUAGCUGAAAACGAACUCGGAACCUCAGAACCAUCGGAGACUGUCACUAUUAUCACCGCAGAAGAAGCACCCACUGGUAUGCCACAGGACGUUAAAGUUGACGCCGUUGACAAACACACACUUCGAGUUACCUGGAAACCACCCCAACCUCAAGAUUGGAAUGGUGAACUUCAAGGAUACUAUGUUGGUUACAAGCUCGCCUCAAGCAAUAAAUCUUUCGUCUUCGAAACUGUUGACAUCUCUAAGGAAUCUGGCAAAGAACAUCAUCUUGAUAUCUUCAAUCUCAAAACUUACACCCAAUACGCCAUCGUUGUUCAAACCUUCAACAAAAUGGGAUCUGGUCCAGUAUCGAACGAAGUACGCGCUUACACUGCCGAAGGCGCCCCCUCCGCCCCGCCUCAGGACGUUCUCUGCACCACCCUCACCGCGCAAACCAUCAGAGUGUCUUGGGUGUCUCCCCCUCUUGCCGCCGCUAAUGGACUCAUUAAGGCUUACAAAGUUAUCUAUGGCCCCAGCGAGACCUGGUAUGACGAGAAAACAAAGGACACCAAGAUCACCGCUAGCAGCGAGACCAUUCUUCAUGGACUUAAAAAAUUCACGAACUACUCUAUGGAAGUGCUGGCUACCACCAACGGCGGCGACGGAGUCCGCUCCGUGCCUAUCCACUGUCAGACUGAACAAGAUGUGCCCGAGGCGCCGCGCGCGGUGAAGGCGCUGGUGAUGGGCGCGGACUCCAUCCUCGUGUCGUGGCGCCCGCCCGCCAUGCCCAACGGCGUCGUCACCCACUACAACGUGUACACGCAGGCGCAGAACGCCGAGCCGCAUCCCAGCAAGGUACCCGCAUCCCAAACCAGCUACUCGGCAACGGAUCUUAAAGCUGGCCGCUACGACUUUUGGGUGACCGCUUCCACCAUCAUCGGCGAAGGACAACCCUCGGCCACUGCCUCCUGCAGUCCCAGCGACAAGGUACCUGCAAAGAUCGCAUCAUUCGACGAAUCGUUCACGGCCACUUACAAGGAAGACGUUAAACUGCCCUGCCUCGCUGUCGGUGUUCCUCCCCCCAAUAUUAUCUGGAAGGUAAAAGGACACCCCCUGGAAGCAUCGGAACGUGUACGCCAACUGCCCGAGGGCUCGCUCCAAAUCGCUGGUGUGGCUCGCGAAGACGCUGGAGAGUAUUCCUGCCACGUGGACAACCAAUUUGGAACCGAUACCGUCACUCACACACUUUCUGUGCUCGCGCCGCCCUUCCCGCCACAACUGAGCAUCGCGUCGUCCUCCGUGUCGUCGCUGACGCUCCGCCUGAAGCCGUCGCAGGACGCCGCUCAGUCCCCCGCCGCCGGGUACACCAUCCACUACAAACAGGAAUUCGGCGACUGGGAAACCGUUCAGAUUCCGAGCAACACCGACACGUACACAUUAGAGAACUUGUUCUGCGGAUCGAGAUAUCAACUUUACGUCACUGCUUACAACGGUAUCGGCACGGGCGAGGCGUCGGACGUGGUGAUCGCGCGCACGCGGGGCUCCAAGCCGCCCGUGCCGCGCGCCGCUGACUUCAUCGAGGUGGGCUCCUCCUCCGUCACGCUGCACCUCAAACAGUGGCUCGACGGCGGCUGCCCCAUGAGCCACUUCGUCGUCGAAAACAAGAAGAAGGGAGCUGCCGAAUGGAAUCAGAUCUCGAAUGCCGUUAAGCCCGGAGGAAACUUCGUUGUGCUUGACCUCGAACCGGCCACUUGGUACGUCCUGAGGAUUACCGCUCACAACAACGCCGGAUUUAACGUAGCCGAGUACGAAUUCGCAACUCUGACCAUGACCGGAGGCACGGUGGCGCCGCUGCCGGGCGCCGGCGCCGACCGGGACCUGCCGCCCUGGCUGCGCGCCUGGCUCGAGCCGGAGGUGCUGGUGCCCAUCCUGGCCACCGUGGUGGUGUUCAUCGUGGGCAUGGUGGUCAUCUGCCUGACGCUGGCGCGCCGCAACACGCCGCACCGCCUGCGAGGUCAGAAGGACGCGUACUACGACGCGGUGUACAGCGCGGCGGGCGCGCUGGGCGGCGCGGGCGGCACGCUGGACAAGCGCGGCGGGCUGCGCGACGAGCUCGGCUACAUCGCGCCCCCCAACCGCAAGCUGCCGCCCGUGCCCGGCUCCAACUACAACACCUGCGACCGCGUCAAGCGCCAGGCCGUCAUCAUGGGCGCGCACUCCACGUGGGACCCGCGCCGGCACCACUACGAGCGCGUCCGCCGCCUGCGCCGCGCGGGCUCCGGCGACACGCUCUCCACAGGCAUGGAGGAUGAGAUCUGCCCCUACGCCACGUUCCACCUGCUCGGCUUCCGCGAGGAGAUGGACCCCAGCAAGGCCAUCGCGUUCCCGCACCACCACCCGUCGCACGCCGGCACGCUGGCGCACCCGCACCCCCACCCGCACCCGCACCACCCCGCGCACUCGCGCGCCGGCUCCCAGAGCAUGCCAAGAGCCAAUAGCCGCUACGCCCGCAAGAACUCCCAGGGAGGACAGAGCGCCAUCUACUCCACCGCUCCCGAGUACGACGACCCCGCCACCUGCGCCGAGGAGGACCAAUACCGCGCGCGCUACUCGCGGCCGCUGUACGCGUGCGGGCCCGAGUACGACGAGCCCGCGUGCUGCGCGCCCGAGGACGAGCAGUACACCGGCGCCUACGGCACGCCCUACUCCGACCACUACGGCUCCCGGCCCAGCAUCGGUACACGGAAGUGCGGAUCCCCCGAGCCUCCCCCGCCCCCACCCCGUAACGCCAACACCGAGAACAACUGCUCCUCCUCGUUCAACGAAAGCAAGGACUCCAACGAAAUCUCCGAAGCCGAAUGCGACCAGCCCCGCAACUACCCCGUAAGGGCCCACACUGCCAAGGACGGUUUGCACAGCGACGAAAUGAGGAAACUCAUUGACAGACCAGAAUCAAACACCCCAAUCCCCCAGCAAGCAGUCCACGGGCGGGGGGGACUCACAGCCUACGAUACUGUGGCAGUGUAACCUGUGAGCCGCUAACGUCUCCUCACUUCUGUAAGCGUCUGUAUCAAACGACCACGCUCCCGCGAGUCGAUCGCCUUUCAUUCGUGUUCCAUUUUAUCUUUAUUGCACAAUUAAAUAGAUUCGCUUCGCUUCCGCGCUCCCGCGAGACCGUGGUCGUGCAGAAUGUAUCCGUUGUCAUUUCGAAAAAAGUGUUUCGCUAUCUCAUAGCGACUUCAUUUCAAAAGUCAAAAUAUGUUGUCUAUAUUUUAUUUUUACCUUUUAAACUGUAUGUGCACACGAGUGCCAUUUAAGUAAUCGUUUGGAUACCAGUUCGACCGUAGAUCCGCAGUCUAAUUGCAAAGUCGGAUGAGUCACCUCGUGCAUCCUUCCCGUAGAACCUGUCACGUCACUUUGUAUAGUGUUACCACUUUAAAUGUGAAACAGAAAAUUAUGGUUGUGGUAGUUAAAUCAAAUGAUAUAUUUUCUUUAGAAAAGUGACGUGCUAUCACUAAAUUUAUCUAAUGCGAAACAAACGGUCACUUAUCCGACUUUGUUUAUAUUUCUACAAAUAUUAUAAUGGGGUGUUUUUAUUUUUGAUCUUAUUUGUUUAGCUUAAUUUAAACGUUGGCGCGUAUGGGUAUUGCGUUGGCUCUGGGGGUGAAUCACUAAUGUUUAAAUUUAAAUUAAGCUCAACAUGUAAUCUUGUGAUAUUUUGAAUUUUUUACCCAUUUUAUUUUACGUUAGAUGUACUAACAGUAACGUUAUUUAUAUUUGUGUAUUUUUAAGACGAUCAGUUUGUAAGUGAACUGCCAACCACGAGGUUGGUCCAAUAUGCUUCCUUUUUAAUGUUACAGUUUUGUGAUGCUUUACCAUUUAUGUUAUUGCCAUGUCAUUUUAUUAUUAUUAUUAUAUAAUGUUUUUAACGUUUUCAUUGCGAUUUAAAUAACUUUUAGAUAAGGCUAGAAAUAAGGCAUCUUAUUAGUAAAUAAUCAACUCUUUAAAUAAAAAACUAUGUAAUCUGUAGCUAGUUAUGUAAGGACGUGCAUUAUUGAAAUUUCAGUAUAUACAACACUAAAUACCCAAACGAUAAUAUUUCGACUAGUAACACUCGCCCCGACCCUAUCAAGGUCAUAUAAUACUAUGUUAUUGAUACGGAAUUUCGAUCGCAUUUUAUAUAACCCAAUAUAACCCUAAUAUAAUAAGGUGCAUUUUUAUCAUUCAAUAAUAGUUAUCUUAUCUCUAUAUAUGCAAAUGAUUAGAUUUAAGACACGCGCGUGUCAUUUUCUAGAUGUCUUCUUAUAUGUUGUGGCAUCGUCGUGUAAGCUUUGCAACGUAGGCUUGUAGAUAGGUUCUCGAGACUUCCUAGCAACCGAUCUCUUCUUUAAACCUUCCAAUUAGAUUUUUUCGAUUUAUAAUAAAUUAUAAUUAAAAAAUUAAAUAAGGAUUUUCAAAAUUAUAAUAUAGAUAUUCGACGGAGAUUAAAUUAUCAACUCAUUUAAGCGUUUGCUGAAAUAAUAUCGCCGAAUUGACGGGAUUGAUUUUAAUUAAUAAUUUUUUGAUGUUUUCGCUUCUGAGUGUUGUGUAUGCGGCUUGGAUUCAUUGAUUUAUUUUCAUGAACGCAAAACGACAUUGCUAAUUGCAAUUAACUGUUUGUACCAAAGUGUUUGAAUUGUGUUGAAUAAAGUACUCAUAUUUCAACUACGAA